Molecule: messenger RNA, 441 nt
Organism: Fonsecaea multimorphosa CBS 102226
Lineage: Eukaryota; Fungi; Ascomycota; Eurotiomycetes; Chaetothyriales; Herpotrichiellaceae
Exons: 2
Coding region: 1-441 (146 amino acids)
Source: RefSeq, a predicted model, not a curated record
AUGUCUCGCCGAUCUCUUGAAUCCCAAAGGCCGAUCAUGGCUCCCAGUCUCACUUCGAAGCGUACUUCCAAACGCUACUCAACCUACUCCGCUUCUCCCUCCUUUGCUACCACUACCAGCACCUACUCUAACUCGCACACUCUCGUCUCCGGCUCUGGCGCUGCAAAUAUCACAGUCAGCCCGGAAACCGGCCUGGCUGAGGUCCGCCAUAUCACACAAAGCCUGGACAGACUGGAAAACAAGCGUCUAUCGCAGCAGCGCUUCGUCCCCUCACAGCAGAAGACCGACGAUCUGAGCAAACUGAGCCUGGGCGCAAAGGUUGAACGGGCACUAGGCAGGAGAAUGGCAGACCAAGAUGCUGUCAUGCGCGUAAAACGACCCGUCGCAAAGAAGACCAAUCCAUUCGCCAUUAUUGAUGAAAAGGCUGCCCUCAAGAUAUGA